Molecule: messenger RNA, 327 nt
Organism: Fraxinus pennsylvanica
Lineage: Eukaryota; Viridiplantae; Streptophyta; Magnoliopsida; Lamiales; Oleaceae
Source: the annotation of a GenBank genome assembly
AUGUCCUUUCAUCUUCACAAGUUUCCUUUGCUUUCAAGAAGAGGACUUCUUGAGAAACUAAUUGGUGAAUCUCACAACACUGAUGGAUCUGUAUGUGACUUACAACUCGAUCGGUUACCUGGUGGAACUAAAGCUUUUGAGUUAGUAGCCAAAUUCUGUUAUGGUGUUAAAAUAGAACUCACUUCUAUGAAUGUCGUGAGUCUUAGAUGUGCGGCUGAGUACCUUCAAAUGAAUGAAGAGUAUGGGGAGGGAAAUCUCAUUACACAAACAGAAGCUGAUAAAAUCAAGGAUUGGAGCUCUGAAACCAUGAGAAAAUCAAGCACAUAA